Molecule: messenger RNA, 2705 nt
Organism: Chenopodium quinoa (quinoa)
Lineage: Eukaryota; Viridiplantae; Streptophyta; Magnoliopsida; Caryophyllales; Amaranthaceae
Exons: 9
Coding region: 268-2301 (677 amino acids)
Biological process (GO): mRNA destabilization
Cellular component (GO): cytoplasm
Molecular function (GO): mRNA binding
Source: RefSeq, a predicted model, not a curated record
GGGGCACGUAACCCCCGUGGAGCUAUUUGAAUCACAGCAAUUUGAAGAAGAAAACCCUUUCCUGGGUUUAGCCGCUCUUUCUAUCUGUAUCUCGUCUGGCCGUUGAGAUUUAGCCGGAAGGAGUAAUUGUUGUUUUCCGGGCGGCUGAGAGUGAGUCCCAUUACCCCUUUUCCUUCUCACUCUCUUCUAUCUCUCUUCCUUGCCAAACUCAUAAACCCCUUUUUUUCAGAUUUUAUUUUAGGGUUUAAGCGUUUCCGAGAUCUGGCCAUGGCAGCUGUUGCACCUUCCGCUGAUCAAGCCGCAGGAUUGCUGCAGAACUUGUCUUUGGAUUCCCAGGGGCAGCCUCAAUCCAAUUUGGACGAGGCCGCCAAAAAGCCUCCUACCUCUCAAAUGGAUACUCCAAACGGAAACGGUGGGUCCAACGACAGAUGUGUGACUCCAGUGCUGCCUGAUUUCAUGGAUCCUUCCCUGUGUUAUCUUCCCAACACUUAUCCUUACUACUAUGGCGGCUAUGACGGGAGCUGUAAUGACUGGGAUGAUUACUCUAGAUAUAUGAACCAAGAUGGAGUUGAGAUGUCUCCAGCACUCUACGCUGACAAUGCUUCCCUUAUGUAUCAUGGCUUUGGUUAUGCUCCUUAUGCUCCCUAUUCUCCCGCAACUUCGCCUGUUCCACCCAUGCCACAUGAUACCCACCUAUUUGGACAUCAACAAUAUCAAUAUUCUGCCCCUUAUUUUCCUCCUGGAACUUAUACUAACCCACCACCACCUGAGGUGUCCUCUGCCCCCGCUGUACAGACUCCUCUCUCCGUUGACCCUUCUGACGCUGUUUCAAAUGCCAAUGCCAAGGGACCCAAUAUCAGGCCUGCAUAUCACAACUCUACAUACACCAUGCCACCUUAUGGGAAACCUGCUGCUCUUCCUGCUUCUGGUUAUCAAGAUCCAAGAUUUGCAUUUGAUGGAGUAAGGUCUCCACUUCCUUGGUUAGAUGGCCCUGUUUUUGCUGAUGGUCACCUAAGGCCUCUUACUAACAAUUCAUUUCCUUCAUCGGUGUCACAUGCCAACGGACCUCCUCCGUCUUCUACAACUCAGAAUUUGUGUCCUCAUGCUAGUGUCAUGACUUUUCAUCAACCAAGGCCAAUGACUAGCAUGGGGGCAACUCAUGGGUAUAUCAACAGGAUGUAUCCAAACAAAUUAUACGGUCAAUAUACUAAUGGUGCAAGAGCAGGUCUGGGCUUCGGAAAUGAUGGGUAUGAUGCGCGUAUCAAUGGUCGUGCAUGGUUUGCCGUUGAUAGCAAGUUCAAGAACAAGGGAAGAGGCAAUGGCUACUUGGGUUAUGGCAAUGAGAACAUGGAUGGUUUAAAUGAGCUCAACAGGGGCCCCAGAGCUAAGGGGUCUAAGAGCAUAAGGAGCUCUGCUCCUGUUGCGUUGGCUGUUAGAGGGCAGAGCAAUGUGUCUAGCGGAAGUCAGGAUGAGAAGGCAAAUUUGAAUAUGAUUCCUGAUAGAGAACAAUAUAAUCGUCCUGAUUUCAAUGAAGGUUAUACAGAAGCUAAAUUCUUUGUCAUCAAGUCUUACAGCGAGGAUGAUGUGCACAAGAGUAUCAAGUACAGUGUAUGGUCCAGCACCCCAAAUGGCAACAAGAAGCUCGACUUAGCAUACAAGGAAGCUCAGCAGAAGUCUAGUGGCUAUCCGGUGUUUCUUUUUUUUUCGGUUAAUACUAGCGGGCAGUUUGUUGGCCUAGCAGAAAUGGUGGGGCCAGUUGAUUUUCAAAAGAAUGUUGAGUAUUGGCAGCAAGACAAGUGGAAUGGUAAUUUCCCAGUGAAGUGGCACAUGGUGAAGGAUGUGCCUAACAGCUUGUUGAAGAACAUUAUUCUUGAAAACAAUGAGAACAAACCCGUGACUAACAGUCGAGAUACUCAAGAGAUCAAGUUGGAGCAAGGUCUUCAAAUGCUUAAAAUAUUUAAGGAGCACACCAGCAAAACUUGCAUUUUGGAUGACUUUGGCUUCUAUGAGGUGCGUCAGAAGACUAUCCAAGAGAAGAAGGCUAAGCAGCAGCAGUUUCAUAAGCAGGUAUGGGAAGGGAAGAAUACGGGGGAUAAGAAUAAAGACGGAAUCAAUGGAGAACAACUGAGCAAGUCAGUAGAGGUUGCCUUAGAUCUGAGCAAGGUAUCCUUGUCUGUUCACCCUAGUGGUGAGGCCAAGUUCUCUGACGCUGGUCUUGCAAAAAGUUUGGAAUGUGCGAAGAUUUCCAAGUUAGGGGUGUCUGAAAAUGGUGCGGUGGAUGGAGUCGCCAAGGGUUGCUAGCUUUUGCUAGCUGCAAUUUUGAAGCCUGAUUUUCUGUUUGGUUUGCUGUCUUGGAAUAGAUAACUACACUGAAGUGCAUUUCUAAUGCGCAAUCCUUCAACCAAGGAUGUUAAUAAUCACAGUGAAAUAUUGAGACAGUCCAUGAGCAGAAUUAUCAAGAAUGGGCUAGAUUACUUCCUGGGAGCAUGAUAUUGCUCUUGAUUUUGAGAUGGGUUUUCAGCUGCUAGAGUUAGGUCUCCUUAUAUAUAGGCUUCAUAACAGAGGAUUCAAGAGUUUCUCUUUACCAUUCCGUUUCUUUUUUACUCAAAAUAUAACUUAUAUACAAAGUAUUCAAUUUUGCUCGUUAUAGCAACUCUGUUGGUGACCCUUUCAAUCUUACUUUUAUAUAUUCAAGCACUUCUGUC